Messenger RNA from Hevea brasiliensis (rubber tree), 944 nucleotides. RefSeq names its product 60S ribosomal protein L19-1. Lineage: Eukaryota; Viridiplantae; Streptophyta; Magnoliopsida; Malpighiales; Euphorbiaceae. The record is from RefSeq and is a predicted model, not a curated record. The coding region runs from base 75 to 710 and encodes 211 amino acids. Gene Ontology annotation, biological process: translation. Gene Ontology annotation, molecular function: RNA binding; structural constituent of ribosome. The transcript is spliced from 5 exons. Gene Ontology annotation, cellular component: ribosome; cytosolic large ribosomal subunit.
UUGUGCUCUUUCAUCUCUCUGCAGCAGCAGCGGUAAACAGAGAGGGAGCGGGAGGGGGAGAGAGAAGGAGAGUAAUGGUUUCGUUGAAACUCCAAAAGCGGCUUGCCGCCAGCGUCCUCAAGUGCGGCAAGGGGAAGGUGUGGCUCGAUCCAAAUGAAGUCAAUGAAAUCUCCAUGGCCAACUCCCGCCAAAACAUAAGGAAGUUGGUUAAGGAUGGAUUCAUCAUUAGGAAGCCAACAAAGAUUCACUCCCGAUCUCGUGCACGCCGUAUGAAGGAAGCUAAGAGAAAAGGACGACAUUCUGGAUAUGGUAAGCGCAAGGGCACAAGAGAGGCUAGGCUGCCAACAAAAAUUCUCUGGAUGAGAAGGAUGCGUGUUCUUAGGCGUUUGCUCCGCAAGUACAGAGAGUCAAAGAAGAUUGACAAGCACAUGUACCAUGAUAUGUACAUGAAGGUUAAAGGUAAUGUCUUUAAGAACAAGAGAGUUCUUAUGGAAAGUAUUCACAAGUCAAAGGCUGAGAAGGCAAGAGAGAAGACUCUGUCUGACCAAUUUGAGGCUAAGAGGGCAAAGAACAAGGCAAGCAGGGAAAGAAAAAUUGCUAGGAGGGAGGAGCGUUUGGCCCAAGGCCCAGGUGGUGGAGAAAAACCUAUAGCUGAACCACCUGCUGCUGCAUCUCAAUCAUUCGAGGUAUCUAAGAAAUCCAAGAAGUGAGGACCCAAAUUAAGAGCUCUAGAGAUCCUCUUAUUGUGGCAAAGUAGUUUUGUUGAGCCAGUGUGGUUUUUUGUUGACUUGGACCAUGUUAUUUUUUGUCGUAGAUGUUAGAAGUUUAAAAUAUUGACACUAUGCAGCAUUAGCUUUUGAUUAUUUGUUCCUCUGUGCUUUUCGCCUUGCCUAUAUUUUGAUAUCUUUAUAGUUUAUAUUCAAAAUUUUCAUUUUCCUGGUCAA